Molecule: messenger RNA, 401 nt
Organism: Hibiscus syriacus
Lineage: Eukaryota; Viridiplantae; Streptophyta; Magnoliopsida; Malvales; Malvaceae
Product: EPIDERMAL PATTERNING FACTOR-like protein 9
Exons: 3
Coding region: 59-394 (111 amino acids)
Biological process (GO): positive regulation of stomatal complex development
Source: RefSeq, a predicted model, not a curated record
UAAAACUUCAUAUAUACCAUCACUUCCUUGGACUUCACUUCCAAUACAAAGUGGAGAGAUGGGCUACAUUAAACUAUUCUACUUACUUUUCCUGCUCGUCUUCUUCUUCCUUUCACCACAUGUAAUGCAAGGAUUCGGAACUCAACUUAUUCGUCCUCUCCAGCAAGGGGUUUAUCAAUAUCCUCCACUGCAUUUGCAGGCAACGCGUGGCAGCAAGGAAGCAACGAUGAAUCGGAAUUGGAGGAGAUUGAUGAUUGGAUCCACGGCUCCGACCUGCACUUACAACGAAUGUAGAGGAUGCAAAUACAAAUGCAGAGCAGAACAAGUUCCGGUUGAAGGCAACGACCCAAUCAACAGUGCAUAUCACUACAAAUGUGUUUGCCACAGGCCAUGAAAUUUAG